AAAUGCAUCAGCCACACAAACUCACUCUUAUACAAACAUGUAACCCUCUAUUUGCUCCUUGUAUCUGUAGUUUCAAAGAGGAGAACAAAUGGGUCUAAGGGCUCUCCCUCUUUCUCCUCCCUCUCAAAACUUCAGCUCUCCAUCCAUAGCCUUCUUCACUCAUAAUACUUCAACUCUCAAGCCCCACAGAGUUACCACAAAGUUAGGCAGGGUUCAAGCCAAGACCGAAGAUAAUAAAGAAGAAGAGAAUGGCAAAAGCAAGAGCAAGCAGUCUUUGUUUGGGAGCAUAACGGAGGCCCUCGACUUCUCUCAGGUCAGGUCGUCCCAGGAUGCUGAGCUUCUUGAGGAGGCAAGGGAAGCUACAAGCUCUGGAGGACAAAUGACCAGAGAACAGUAUGGAGCACUUAGGAGAAAGAUUGGUGGCACCUACAAAGAUUUCUUCAAGUCCUAUGUUGAAGUUGAUGGAGAAUAUGUGGAAGAAGGCUGGGUCGACAAAACCUGCAAAGUUUGCAAGAAAGACACCAGGGGCGAGCCAAGGCAGAAGGACAAUUUUGGACGCUAUAUUCAUGUUGCAUGUUUAGAGAAAUCCAAAUCAACCAACUUCUUCUCCAAGUUUUUCUCCUGAUGAAAUCUGCUAACAAAUAUCGAUAUCACUAGUUAUUCUUUCCAUAAUAUUUACAGAUAUAGUGUGAUUUUGUAACAUACCUCAAUGUAUCAUUUUUCUCGAAGGGUAUAUUCCUAAAAGCAAAACCAUUUGCAAAACCACUUGAAAUAAAAUUGCAGUUUCAGUUCCAAUUUA
Molecule: messenger RNA, 799 nt
Organism: Asparagus officinalis (garden asparagus)
Lineage: Eukaryota; Viridiplantae; Streptophyta; Magnoliopsida; Asparagales; Asparagaceae
Exons: 3
Coding region: 89-625 (178 amino acids)
Biological process (GO): positive regulation of DNA-templated transcription; chloroplast organization
Cellular component (GO): nucleus
Molecular function (GO): zinc ion binding; DNA binding
Source: RefSeq, a predicted model, not a curated record